AUGUCGUUACAUCUCAAACUCUCCAUCUGCUGGUAUCCGACAAAGUGUUGUUCAACAUCCUGUGGAGUCAAUGACUCGGACAUUUUUCAGUGUAGCAAGGCCAGAGGAUGGGCCGAAUAUUACUACGACGAGCAUGUUUGCGACUGCUGCACACGACGCCUCGAGCACAGAGAAGAAGAACAAGAAGUGAUAAUACUAGAAGAAGAAUCUCACGUGGAUGUCAAAGAGAAGAAAGAGUCAAAUGCUCAGAACGAGCGAAAGCGCAAGAGGGAGGAAUGCAUCAUCAUUGUGGAUAGUGAGGAUGAGGAGCAAGAGCGAACAGCCUCACAGCAGCAAGGCGUUCAAGUUGCCUCCAACAUUAUCAACGUCGAGCUGGGCGACGUGCAGUCGGUUGACUCCAGUCUGGAAGUCAUUGACCCUGACCAAGUACUUCUCACUGAGGUAUCCGGCGGUCACGGCCAAAAGUCUGCGGCUGAGUGCCGCAGUGCCGGGCUGCCUCCUGAUUCGCCGGCUGAGCCUGAACCGCUGACCGGGGGCUCCGACGCCGCGUCAGGACGCCGGCCCGGCCAGUCGGACGGGCCGGGGGCCGGGCCCGGGGCAUGUUAG
Messenger RNA from Guillardia theta CCMP2712, 606 nucleotides. RefSeq lists its product as hypothetical. The record is from RefSeq and is a predicted model, not a curated record. The coding region runs from base 1 to 606 and encodes 201 amino acids. Lineage: Eukaryota; Cryptophyceae; Pyrenomonadales; Geminigeraceae. The transcript has 5 exons.